CGGAGGUUUCAUUCUAGCUCUAAUAUUUGCCGCUCUAAGAAUUCUUUCUUGUCUCAGCCACCACAAUCCUUUGUACUGUGCUGGUUGUGCAAGCUCCAGCACAUCCAAUUGGACACUGCUAGGUGUAACUACCUAACAGUGUUUUCCCUUGAAGCCAUAUCUCAUUACUGCCUUUUCCUUCCGUGUAUAUACCCCUAAAGCUUAAAACAUCUAGACAAUAACUAGGACUCCGGUAGAGAUCUGUUUCGCUCAUGAUAUCAAUACCGGCUGUUACAACAACUUAUCUGGAUUCACGUCCUAAAGCACGCCAGCGACCGGUACGAUGGAUUCUAGUAAUUCUUUGACUGAACGCGGCGCCAAGUUCGCGAUGGAGGAAUGGACUGAUGGGCCUCAAAAUAGCACAGAAAACUCCAUGAAGUACGAGGAAGGGGACCGAUUCAACUACCUCACCGGAUGGAGAUCGCAUGUUACUAUGGCAGCAUUGGGACUUGCUCUCUUCCUUGCAAACCUCGAACUUACCAUCAUCGGAACUGCUCUAGUGUCAAUAACGAACGAUCUCCACGACUUCGUAAAAGCUAGCUGGGUAGUCACGGCAUACUUGAUAACUUACACCUCUGGGCUAGUUAUCUGGGCGAAAAUCAGCGAUCACCUAGGACGCAAGCCUAUUUACAUUAUUUGUCUAAUCAUGUUUAGCGCCUUUGCCGGGGGCAGCGGCGCAUCCCAGACCAUGAUUCAAUUAAUCGUCUGUCGUGCGUUCCAGGGCCUCGGCGCCGGGGGUGUGUAUGCGGUGGCCGUCGUCAUGCUUUACGAAUUGAAGCCACCAAACAAGUUACCGCAGAUCGCGGCCGUGUCCGCCGGCGCAGUUGCCCUUGGGAAUGCUCUGGGGCCUGUUUUCGGUGGUUUGAUAUCACAAGGAUCAACUUGGCGAUGGGUAUUUUUACUUAACGUCCCGUCUGGCGCAGUCGCAGCAAUAGUCGUCUUUUUCGUAGUUCCAAACGAUUAUCCGUACCAAGGACUGCGCCGGCAAAGACAGCAAACCAAUUUCAAGGCCAUUGAUUUCACUGGAACCUUUCUGAUGCUUGCAGCAUUGGCAUUGCUUAUUAGCGGACUCGAACAAGCUGCGAUAUUGCUAUAUUGGACAUCUGCCACCGUUAUUGCCCCGAUAUGUGUUUCCGUGGUUGUGUGGCUAGCCUUCUUUGGUAGCCAGUGGUAUUUCUCUCGUCCUGGAAGCCUAACGGAGCCCGUAUUCCCUUGGCGGUUCUUGGAAAACCGAGAGAUAAUAGGUCUUCUCGUGAACUCAUUUAUGACGGGCUCAGUCAGUGUGACCUGUAUCAUUCAACUUCCAAUCCGAUACCAGACAACAGUGGGAGCCAGUCCGCUGCAAGCUGGUGUACGGUUACUGCCGUUCGUGAUGUGUGGCCCUAUUGGUGUUACACUGGUUGCUAUGCUUUCCAAAAAGCGGCGUGUGCCCCCUAUAUACAUUGGCCUCGUCGGGUCAAUUUUUCAAAUGCUGGGAUUGAUUUUCAUGGCUCGAGGCCCCCCAAAUAAUCCAGACUGGACUCCUCUAUAUGGGCUCGAAGUUUUGACCGGGAUGGGGAUGGGUAUUAGCAUCGGCUUUGUUACGUUGCUGACACCGUAUAUCGCGGAAAAGCGAGAUUUAGCUGUGGCGUCAGCCGCUGGAACCCAGUUUCGCUUCCUAGGAAGCGCGCUUGUUGUUUCCAUUACCACUGCUGUGGGAAAUGGAUGGAUAAAGGAUCAACUAUCUAGCUACUUGACUUCUUCACAGAUCGAGCAAAUUUUCCAAACGACAGCAACCAUAGAUAAACUCCCAGAGCAGUUACAACCUUCUGUUAGAAGUACAUUUGUGAGAGGUUUCAAUCUCCAAAUGCAUAUCGUGCUUGGAUUUGCGGUUGCCUCUGUAUUCAGCAUAGCGCUGAUGUGGCGAAGGUCCCAGAUCAGAGUAGAUUAAACGCACUGAGAUUCUGAUAUCACCUAGAUAUCCAUACAUUUCUUAUAUGCGAAGUUUCUACCUGGGUGUAAUGCGGUUAUCAUCACUAUGAGGAGGUAUUGUCUUUUUCCCGCUAACAAAUAAUUGGGCGUAUGUCAAUUACGGAAGUGUACGUUGAAUUGAUAAAGUGAAUUAACACGCGCUG
Messenger RNA from Annulohypoxylon truncatum, 2153 nucleotides. Its product is annotated as putative multidrug resistance protein fnx1. The record is from RefSeq and is a predicted model, not a curated record. Gene Ontology annotation, biological process: transmembrane transport. NCBI's taxonomy places the organism in Eukaryota, Fungi, Ascomycota, Sordariomycetes, Xylariales, Hypoxylaceae. The transcript has 7 exons. The coding region runs from base 323 to 1969 and encodes 548 amino acids. Gene Ontology annotation, molecular function: transmembrane transporter activity.